Messenger RNA from Melanotaenia boesemani (Boeseman's rainbowfish), 3738 nucleotides. It is a transcript of the gene mafk, whose product is annotated as v-maf avian musculoaponeurotic fibrosarcoma oncogene homolog K. Gene Ontology annotation, molecular function: DNA-binding transcription factor activity, RNA polymerase II-specific; RNA polymerase II cis-regulatory region sequence-specific DNA binding. The record is from RefSeq and is a predicted model, not a curated record. Gene Ontology annotation, biological process: regulation of transcription by RNA polymerase II. Gene Ontology annotation, cellular component: nucleus. Lineage: Eukaryota; Metazoa; Chordata; Actinopteri; Atheriniformes; Melanotaeniidae. The transcript has 3 exons. The coding region runs from base 194 to 676 and encodes 160 amino acids.
UGGUACAUUGUUGUUGUUUUGUAGUUAAUUUAGUACGAGGAUACACCGCCGCUCCGUCCGCCGCUGGACGCGUUAACACCAGCUGUGUCGAGUUACUUCACCGCUUGUAUUGGGAACCUACUCCACCAGUUCUUCGCAUUCCUGUCCGCGUCCACAGAGUGUAUCUUCUGUGAGAUUGUGGUCAGUCGUCUGCAUGCAGGGAAUGACGACUCAUUUCAAGACGAGUAAAGCUUUAAAGGUCAAGAAGGAGACGGGUGAGAAUGCCCCGGCGCUCAGUGAUGAUGAGUUGGUGGCCAUGUCUGUCCGGGAGCUCAACCAGCACCUGCGUGGGCUGACAAAAGAAGAUGUUGUGCGGUUGAAGCAGCGGCGACGGACCCUCAAAAACCGUGGCUACGCUGCUAGCUGUCGCAUCAAACGUGUUACUCAGAAGGAGGAGCUGGAGAGACAGAAGACAGAGCUGCAGCACGAGGUGGACAAGCUGGCCCAGGAGAAUGCCAGCAUGAGGUUGGAGCUGGAUGCUUUGCGGGCCAAGUACGAGGCCCUGCAGUGCUUUGCCAGGACAGUGACCCGAGGGCCAAUGUCUCCGGGCAAAGUGGCCACCACCAGCGUCAUCACCAUUGUCAAGUCCUCUAAUCACAACAACUCCAGCCCAACCCCAUUCUCAGCUCCUUCCUAGUGUUGACAGGACUGGGCUCCCCCGUCUCCUGCCUGGUCCUUCCUGGCUCUGACCUGGCCUGAACCCACUCAUCCUGUACUGAGAGGAUGCUCAGUAUUUUAUUAGACUGAGGGAAGGAGUGGGGUGGCAAGCUCUACGAUGUUAUGCUGCAUUCACAAUUCUGUCUCCCUCUUUCUGUCUCUUAUACAAUCUACAUUGUCUGUGCACUGUUCAACCCCCCUACCCCCAGCACCGGCAGGGUAUUGGGCCUCUGUGACCCUACCUUCAUGACUGGUAGCAGAGAUUUGUUUUUACUUCUAACAUGCUUUCAUGUGGCAGCACAAGGUCCAGCUCUGUUACUUAAUGUUGGAGAUAAAAAAAAAAAAGAGAGAGAUUUUAAGCAUGUGACAGUUAAUUGUAGAACUUUUGCCAAAUUAAGCCUUUGAUGCUGUUGUCUUAUACAGAUCUGUGUCUGGCGUGUCAUCGAACACACUGAGGUGUUAAAUUUCUCAGCUUUGAGGUCAGAUGGACGCCUCUUUAAAGCCACAUUUUCACUGCUCUCCAACCAGAUGCCCUUGAGUACCAGCUGAACAUAACACCAGAUGUUAUCACUAUCAUGCUCCUCUUCUCUUUAAGAAGGUGCUAAGCAGUAAAAUCGCAUCUUUUAGUGGUUGAUUAAAGUGGAAAUUAGUAAAAGUCUGGCUCUGUAUGGUAUAUCUGGAGACCACAGGAGCUGUGCAGUUUUUGCUGAGUACUAAAGAAUUUCAAUUAGCACUAGCACAAGAGUUAAAGACGUGUCUCACAUUUGCAGGUUAACCUCAUCAGGUACUGUAGAUCCAGUUAUUGGAUGCAUCUGCAAGUUGAAGUAGGACUCAAUUUUAGUUGAGAAACUGUUGAAUUAUUCAGUGGGGCCUUAAAAGUGUUGACGCUGUUAAAGACAUCGGAGGCUGUUCGGAAAGUGUUACGUGUAAUUCUGUUGGUAUGUUUGUUUGCAUCAUGUUUAACAGAUUUUAUUACUUACUAAUCCAACUGGGGACAACAAAAUGUACAUUUGGAAUGUGAGUGGAAGUGUAUUGAGCCAGAUUUCUUAUGGAGUAGUCUCAUUGUAUAGCACUUAUAACUGUAAAGCUACAGUAUAAAGUAAAGUAAUUCACAGGACAGCUUAUUUAUAGAACUGGAGGAGGAGACAGAAGCUUUUCUUUCUGUAGUUGCUGGGGCUUAAUUGCUUGAUGAUUAAAUGUGGUGUGACCAUUUACUGCAGGCUGAUUAAGCACGGAUGGUUAACUAUGAUAUGUGUAUACUGCAGCACUUAUUGGACGAUAUUUGGUGGGUAAUCCAUAUUGGAUAUAAUUGUAAUGAGAGUGGUCAUUUUAAAGUAGAAUGCAAUGCAACUUCCUGUAUAUUACAGAUCCCAGGUGACAAAGCCCAGUUUGCUCCUGUUGUCACUUAUGCUGAUGAACUCCGUCCAAAAAGAAAUCAUUCCUCCUGCUGGGUCACAAGAAGUGCUGCUGCCGGUGUUGGUAUUUCACAAACAGUAGUUAUUUACUUUGCUUUUGACACACUCUUUUACAAGAGAACUCCUGACACCUAUCUCUAGAAACGGUGGUGUCAUGCCAACUAAAUGCAGUAAACACCUUGCUCUUGUUGAACGUUUUGUUAUAUUUAAAAUCUGAAAUGAACUUGAAAUCAAGCUGUUCUUACAGGAUCCAUUCCUAAUUUGGAGUGAAGUCAAUAGAGAUUGUUCAUGUCAGGAUUUUCUCUUGGCUAAGAGGACAUGACUGUUCUUCCCCUGUUCCAUAGCUGCAAAGAACAGUAUGGGGAACUUUGCUGCUGUACAACCUGCUGUAAUGAAGCAGGGGCAUUGCUGUGUUCUUACUCUCAUUUUGUAUUUUCACCUGGUUUCUAUGUUGAUACGUCCUAUGUUCUUUUUCUGAUAGUAGUUUUAUACAGUCUGCAUAUACGGUAUAUAAAUUCUAAAUAUAUAUUACAUAUUUUUCUAUAUUUAUGUCUUUUAGUAUCCUGGGAGUGGUGUGAUUAUGUAAUCAGUCUUUGAAUUCUAAUGAUAUUGAUGGUGACCUUUUUUUCUGACAGAAGCUGUAUUCACAUUUACAAUGAGUCAUCUAUUUUCAGAACUUUUAAUUCCUCUGAGUAUUUAUAUCCCACCAGCAGUUCUGCUCCGCACAUUUCCUUAAAAAAAUUUAAAUGCACAACCGGAUUAUACAUUGACUGGGGUUACAUGCAGUCAAUUUAUCUGUUGCAGGGCAAAUGGAAAAAACUAUGUUAAGCAAUCAGUGAAGAGCACAUGCACAUCUGUCAUAAAUCUAUACUAUGUUGGGGGGUUACAUAAAGACAUAAAAAUGGACCAAAUUAAAAUUCAGACUAAAAGAAAACAAAGCAAAGCCAUUCAUACAUUUAAAAUAAUUUCUGGAUCAUUUUGUGCCAAUUUUAAAGAAAAAUUUUCAUUCCCACAGAAAUAAGUGAUCUUAGAUGUUUGACAAUGAUUGAAUAUUAACUCCAACAUGCUACCUUAAGCCAUUAUGCUCUUAGAAUCAUUAAUCUGUAUGCAAACCUUGUUAGUCAUUGCAGAUUUUAAAGUGAACCUGGUUUACAUUGACAGUUUUCAGGCUUUUGUAACUGUUGCAUGAAAAUCUUUAAAGACUGUUAGAGCUUUUUAAAGAGGUCUGUUUUAAGUUUGAGGUAAAUGAGUAGGUAUUAUGUUUACACUGGUCAGGUUCACACAUUCAGAUCACAGAUGAGGGCAAAAAGCAUUUUAUGUAAAACAUAACAGUGACCUCUUCUGGUAAAUUUUCAAAGAAAAUGUUGAAUAUGUUUUAUUUUAAAAGCACUUAUUACUGAAUUUAAGUCUAAGGUGACUGAUUUUUUUUUAUAUAUAUCAAAACAAACCAAAAUAUACCAUUUUUUUUAAAAAAUAAACUUAAUAUUUCUGUGCUGUGCCAAAUAAAAGACAAACCUUUCUCUGGGUGAAUUAAGUGCUCUGUUGUUCAGUGUGACCAAGUUGAGGUUCUCUCAAACACGUCUCUUAAGCAGACCUGCUAAAGCCUUUUUUUCUCUCUCUCAUUUCU